Molecule: messenger RNA, 1512 nt
Organism: Coregonus sp. 'balchen'
Lineage: Eukaryota; Metazoa; Chordata; Actinopteri; Salmoniformes; Salmonidae
Source: the annotation of a GenBank genome assembly
AUACGGUAGCCUUUGUUCCCAUCUCUGGCUGGAACGGAGACAACAUGCUGGAGGCCAGUCCUAAUGUACGUAAGCAAGAAGCUAAAGUGCAUUUAUUAUUUAUUAUCGUUAUACUAGGAUAGCAUUGCAGCCACAGUGAGCGGUCUAUGAGUAUAUGUAAUAUAAUGUAGGGGUGUGCCGAUUACGUCAUACGCGUAAUCGUAUCCGUUUUAUCACACUUGAUACUCGUAAUCGUAUCCGUUUUAUCACACUUGAUACUCGUAAUCGUAUCCGUUUUAUCACACUUGAUACUCGUAAUCGUAUCCGUUUUAUCACACUUGAUACUCGUAAUCAGAAAAACCCAGAAGUGCACUUUAAAUGCUGGUAAAGCCUAUACCGCAAGUGCACAUUACUGCGCAUUGUUAUGUUCCUUCACACACACGUUGUUCAAAGGUAAAUGACCCAGACAGAUGGAAAUGCACAUUAGGGCCAUUUACUUACUUAGCCCUAUUCAAUUAUCAACGAAAUAAGCUAAUAAAUACCCUAAUGCAUGGCUGGCUACUACUGCAUGCAUUUAUUCCAGACACAGAUUUAGAGAAAGGUAGGCUAAUUCGCUUGCCCCAUAUAUUGUUUCACUUUUGAGAGGAGCAAAACUUAUCUCCUGACACUUAUGCCACAACAUUUGUACAAUUAAAAUAACUAUUAUUGUAAUUUUAUUUUCUAAUGAUAUGUCGCUUGGUAAACAUGUCUGGGCCAGAAUAAAUAAUAAUAGCAAGAAGCAUGGGCUUGGAUCACGACAUAACAGACAUCGUCAGCAAUGGAAUAAUUAUACGGACAAAGUAGGCCUACUAAACAACGCCAAGUAGACAGACAAAAACAACCAUAUGGCCUCAGCAAAGUCUACAGAAAAUAACUAGAUUGAACAACAAUGACUAGCUACGGAUUCUGAUUCAUAUAUGAUGUUUGGAGAAGGGGAGACUUGUGCCCCGAGAAGAGUGACUGUGAGUGAAAACAGCCGUGCGUGUCUGGGGAAAUUAGAGCAGAUAGAGCGGCUUGUUCUAAUCCAAUCAUUGCAGCAGGCUCAACAAAUAGUCUGCCAGUUUCUUUACAGACAGAACUAGUCAAUAGUUGUUUGGAGCACACAGGGCUUCACACUGAGUGAAAUAGAGAUGCGUGCUGACAGCUGAAAAAAUGUAAUAAAUCUGAUCACUUGUGUCAAUCAUAUUCUGAAUAUUCUCCAUAUUCGUUAUACUUGUUUUAUCCGAGUAUUCGGCACACCCCUAUUAUAAUCUGCUCUCCACUUUAAUUUGAAGAAAGUAAGUCAAUGAAAAAUGUGGAGCACGGCGCACUUUAUAACUGUGCUUUGGACCUACUGCUCACUCCGGUCUCCUGCGUGCUCAGAUGACCUGGUUUAAGGGAUGGAAGAUCACCAGGAAGGAUGGCAGUUCGUCCGGUACCACCCUGCUGGAAGCUCUGGAUGCCAUCCAGCCCCCAUCCCGCCCCACCGACAAGCCCCUCCGCCUACCCCUGCAG